This is a messenger RNA of Notodromas monacha, 1389 nucleotides long. The record is from the annotation of a GenBank genome assembly. NCBI's taxonomy places the organism in Eukaryota, Metazoa, Arthropoda, Ostracoda, Podocopida, Cyprididae.
AUGGAAGAACUCCUGUGCGUGUGCGUGUGUGUGUGUGGAACAUAUGGAGAGCGCAAGGAAAUGGGGCUUUUGUGGUGUGCGCAACCCAGUCGCGACCGCAGUCAUCCCGCGCCCAGCGUCCGAGAAGGAGUAGCUCCACUCGAGAGGAAAGGCCUCCACCAUCACCAGUCCCCCAUUUUAGUCGGGGGGAUCGUCGUCGCGUACGCCGCUGCUGUUUCCUCGCUGCGCGGAGUACAGUGGUCGAUCGACGUGCAACACGCGACACGGGUUCUGAUGACGGUGGUGUCAGUUUUGAUUGCACUGGUUGUGGGUGCAGUUCAGGCUGCCGUUGCUCCGGAUUAUCCGCCUCCUUGCGAAGAACAUUCCGCCGCGCUGAGUGUGACAGAACCGAGAGGAAAAAAUCCUAGACAAUAUGGCAAGACUUUGACCCCUUCUGAGCGGGACAUGAAUGUGGAUCAUUUGGCGCAACAUCGUGUCAUCGAGUCGAGAGCGAACGGCCUCUUUUUUUUUGUUGGACCACAGCUAAAAUCGAAAGAAGGAAACCAAUCCGCUAUAGUGGAGAUUGGAUUAUCUGCAGUCGGACGAACAGUGUUCUUGAGCCUAUCUGGGCUGCCUCCAGCAGCUGGCCGUUUGGUUUUUGGAAGAAGCCAAAUGAAUGGGUCAGCAAAUGCCUUGAAUAAGAAGAUCUUGUCACAAGAACUCGGAUUGUAUAGGACAACUGCAGAACUGGCAUCUUUUGCAGAUGAACAAAAUGAAAUUUUUUGCAAGGGCGAGUUGCUGGACACGGUACAAACUGCCGCUUUGUACAAGGACUCGAAACAUUUUGUCGACAUGACCCUGAAAAAGAGCAGAGCAGAGACAUUGGCAGCCUUCAGGCAACUUCAGCAGGGUUCGUCACCAGCAGGGCAGUUGACCAAGGCCCAGGUGCAGACUUUCGUGGAUGAGCAUUUCGACCCGCCGGGUUCCGAGCUGGAAAUCUGGAUCCCACCAGACUGGAAACCCGAGCCGAAGUUUCUGGAUGAGAUCAAUGACGAGGAUAUGAAAGAAUUCGCAUCGCAACUGCACAAGCUGUGGAAGCAGUUGGGCAGGAAAGUGAAGAACAGGGUCCGGGACAACGCCGACAAAUACUCGAUUUUCUAUGUUCCGCACGGGACGAUCGUGCCUGGAGGCAGGGACUCCUACUGGGUGAUUAAGGCACUGCUCAUCGGUGGGAUGUCGGAAACAGUGAAAGGCAUGCUGAGCAAUUUCGUGGAGAUGCAGCGGAAAUUUGGGUUCAUUCCAAAUGGAGGCCGGAAGUAUUUCGCCCGUCGAAGCCAGCCGCCAUAUUUCAUCCCCAUGGUUCACGAAUACGUCUCCGCCACGGGUGAUCUGGAAUUCCUCAGGCACAGU